Molecule: messenger RNA, 3021 nt
Organism: Cokeromyces recurvatus
Lineage: Eukaryota; Fungi; Mucoromycota; Mucoromycetes; Mucorales; Mucoraceae
Product: ubiquitin-activating emzyme E1
Exons: 9
Coding region: 1-3021 (1006 amino acids)
Biological process (GO): protein sumoylation
Cellular component (GO): cytoplasm; SUMO activating enzyme complex
Molecular function (GO): SUMO activating enzyme activity
Source: RefSeq, a predicted model, not a curated record
AUGAAUGUUGAUUCAGAACAAACCAUUGAUGAAGGAUUGUAUUCUCGUCAGCUAUAUGUUUUAGGUCAUGAAGCUAUGAAAAAGAUGAGUGUUGCUCAUGUUUUAGUAGUUGGUUUAAAGGGUCUUGGUGUUGAAAUUGCCAAGAAUGUUGUAUUAGCUGGCGUCAAGAGUGUCACCCUUUGGGAUCCUUCACCUGUUCAAAUUACUGAUUUAUCAGCUCAGUUUUAUUUGACAGAAAAUGAUAUUGGUCAACCUCGUGCUAAGGUCACUCAGCCUAAGCUUGCAGAACUAAAUCAGUAUGUUCCUGUUCAUCUUUUAGAAUCAGAUUUAACAGAGGAUGCCUUAAAGAAAUAUAAAGUAGUUGUAGUCACCGAAUUGCCUCUUUCAAAGCAAUUAGCUAUUUCUGAAAUUUGUCAUGCAAAUAAUAUUCAUUUCAUUUCUACUGAAGUUCGUGGUCUUUUUGGUCGUAUUUUUAAUGACUUUGGUCCUAAAUUUGAAGUCAUUGAUACUAAUGGUGAAGAACCUUUACAUGGUAUGAUUGCUAACAUCUCUAAGGAAGGUAUUGUCACUUGCUUAGACGAAGUACGUCAUGGUUUAGAAGAUGGCGAUUAUGUUACAUUUAAAGAAAUUCAGGGUAUGACUGAAUUAAACGAUGCUGCACCUCGUAAAGUUAAAGUUUUUGGUCCUUACAGUUUCAGCAUUGGGGAUACUUCCAACUUUGGUGACUAUACGAAUGGAGGUGUAUUUACUCAAGUUAAGAUGCCCAAAUAUAUUGACUUUAAAUCAUUGAAUGAAUCCUUAACCAAACCUGAGUUUUUGGUGUCUGAUUUUGCUAAGUUUGAUCGUCCUAUGCAGCUUCACUUGGCUUUCCAAGCUGUCUCUACUUUUGUUGAAAAGCAUGGACGCUGGCCUAAACCCCGCAAUGAAGAAGAUGCAACUGAAGUUUUUGAACAAACCAAAGCACUUUUAGCCACUGUCGAUGAAAAACCUGAAUUAGAUGAAAAACUCAUUAAAGAAUUAGCCUAUCAAUCAUCUGGUGAAUUGUCUCCUAUGGUGGCUGUCUUUGGUGGUAUGGCUGCUCAAGAAGUCUUGAAGGCUGUUAGUGGUAAGUUUAACCCCAUCUAUCAAUAUAUGUAUUUUGAUGCUCUUGAGGCACUUCCCACUGGUGAAUUGACUGAAGAACUUUGUGCCCCUCAGGGCUCCCGUUACGAUGGCCAAAUUGCUGUCUUUGGUAAAGUCUUUCAAGAAAAGAUUGCCAAUACACGUGAAUUCCUUGUGGGUGCUGGUGCUAUUGGUUGUGAAAUGUUGAAAAAUUGGGCUAUGAUGGGUUUGGGUAGUGGUCCUAAAGGUCAUAUUACAAUUACUGAUAUGGAUACAAUUGAAAAAAGUAAUUUAAAUAGACAAUUCUUGUUUAGAGCGAGUGAUGUUGGCAAAUUGAAAUCUCAAUGUGCUUCAGCUGCUGUUACUAGAAUGAAUCCUGAGCUAAGUGGAAAUAUUACUAUUCAUCAAGAACGUGUUGGACCUGAAACAGAAAAUAUCUAUGAUGAUGAUUUCUUUGAAUCUUUGGAUGGUGUGACGAAUGCUCUCGAUAAUGUUGAAGCACGUAAAUACAUGGAUAGAAGAUGUGUUUAUUAUCGUAAGCCUCUGUUAGAAUCAGGUACCUUGGGUACAAAGGGUAACACUCAAGUUAUUAUUCCCUUCUUGACUGAAUCCUAUUCCUCUUCUCAAGAUCCACCAGAAAAAGCUAUCCCCAUUUGUACCCUUAAGAACUUCCCUAAUGCUAUUGAACAUACUAUUCAAUGGGCUCGUGAUCUCUUUGAGGGCUACUUUAAACAACCUGCUGAUAACGUGAAUCUCUAUCUAACUCAGCCCAGCUUUAUUGAGGCCACUUUGAAACAAGGUGGUACCAGCAAGGAUACCAUCGAGACUGUUAAUAAUAUGUUAACUACCGAUCGACCCACCUCUUUUGCUGACUGUGUUCGUUGGGCACGACUCAAAUUUGAAGAAUUAUUUAGCAAUACUAUUCGUCAGCUCUUGUUUAAUUUCCCACCGGAUGCUGUUACCUCUACAGGUCAACUCUUUUGGUCUGGACCUAAACGUGUUCCCACACCUCUUGUCUUUGACGCUGAUAAUCGAGCUCAUCUUGACUUUAUUAUUGAUGCAGCCAACUUGCAUGCUUUCAAUUAUGGGCUUCAGGAAGUGACAGAUGUAGCCUAUAUCCGUAAAGAGCUUGAAAAUAUCAUUGUUCCUGAAUUCAAGCCCAAGGAAGGAGUGAAGAUUCAAGUUCAAGAGAAUGAAACUGUAGAUAAUGAUGCAGCAGGUAAUGAUAGCUUGGAUGAUCUCAUUGCUAAUUUACCAUCUCCCAGCAGCUUUGACAGCAAAUUCCGACUUAUUCCUGCCGAAUUUGAAAAGGAUGACGAUAGUAACCAUCAUAUUGAUUUUAUUACUGCCGCUUCUAAUUUGCGUGCUCUCAAUUAUGGUAUUAGUCCUGUUGAUCGUUACCGUACCAAGUUUAUUGCAGGUAAGAUUAUCCCUGCUAUUGCAACUACAACAGCUAUGGUGACCGGUCUUGUUUGUCUCGAACUUUACAAGAUUAUUGAUGGUAAGACCAAGCUUGAAGAUUACAAGAAUGGUUUCGUCAAUUUAGCUCUGCCUUUCAUUGGCUUCUCAGAGCCUAUUGCAGCUCCACAACUCGAAUAUAACGGUACCAAGUUCAGUCUCUGGGAUCGCUUUGAUAUUGAUCACGACAUGACGCUUGAAGAAUUUAUCGAGUAUUUCCAAAAUGAACAUCAAUUGGAAGUUACAAUGGUUUCAUCAGGUGUUUCCAUGCUUUAUUCAUUCUUUAUGAAUAAGAAGAAAGCUGCUGAGCGACUAAAGAUGAAACUUUCAGAGUUGGUAGAAACUGUUUCUAAAAAGCCCAUUCCUGCUCAUGUCAAGUCUAUUAUUUUUGAAGUUUGUGUUAAUGAUGCAAACGAUGAGGAUGUUGAUGUACCUUAUGUCCGUGUUAAAAUCAGACAAUAA